Messenger RNA from Zalophus californianus (California sea lion), 1070 nucleotides. RefSeq names its product EBP like (gene EBPL). The transcript is spliced from 5 exons. Gene Ontology annotation, cellular component: endoplasmic reticulum; membrane. Gene Ontology annotation, molecular function: cholestenol delta-isomerase activity. The coding region runs from base 126 to 764 and encodes 212 amino acids. The record is from RefSeq and is a predicted model, not a curated record. NCBI's taxonomy places the organism in Eukaryota, Metazoa, Chordata, Mammalia, Carnivora, Otariidae. Gene Ontology annotation, biological process: sterol metabolic process.
GUGCCCAAGAGUGCAACUGUUGGAUCCCAUAGUAAUUACAUAUUUAGUUUUAGAAUAAACUGCCAGCCUCAUUUUCCAGAAUGGUACCGUUUUCAUCCCACCAGAAACACUAAACAUUUAUUAGCAUGUACCAUCUAUCAGGCAUUUGGAAUACAGAGAUAAAAGACAAAGACUUUGCCUUAAAGGAACUGAUGGUUUGGAGGAGGGGACAAGUAAGCAGAGUUCUUCUAUGUAGGAGACGCACCUACUUCCCAUCAAGAGAAUCAGUGAAGCCUUGCUUCCUGGAGGAGGCAGCAUCUGAUCAGCAUGUGGAGGAAGGCCCUUUUGUCUACUUGUCUUUUGUAGGAAACGUUGCGGAUUCCGAAGGCUUGAUUGCUUCAUUGUGGAAAGAAUAUGGCAAAGCUGACGCAAGAUGGCUUUAUUUUGACCCAACCAUUGUGUCUUUGGAAAUUCUGACUGUGGUCCUGGAUGGGUCUCUGGCAUUAGUCCUCAUUUAUGCCAUAGUCAAAGAGAAAUAUUACCGGCAUUUCAUACAGAUUACCCUGUGCGUGUGUGAAUUGUAUGGCGGGUGGAUGACCUUCUUCCCAGACUGGCUUAUGGGAAGCCCCAACCUCAACACCGACAACUGGCUCUACUUUGGGGUCUAUCUGGUAUUUUUCAAUAGCGUGUGGGUUCUGAUGCCAGGGCUGUUACUGUGGCAGUCAUGGGUGGAACUCAAGAAAAUGUAUUACAAAGGAACCAGUGCAGGGAAAAAGUUUCAGUGAAUUUUCAAAAUCACAGACAACUGGUAUCUUGCUUUAUAAGCCAGAAUGGGUCAAACCUUUUUGUUGGUCAAAAUGUAAUGCAUUCCUGUGUACACUUUCUUUUUCUACUGUUGUUCCUAAACAGCCUAUUUCAAAUUGAUUGUAUGGUGGCAAGUUUUUUUUUUCUUCUUCAAUUAAAUUACAAUAUGGGGAACAGAGAAUAAAUUUUAACUUGUAAUAAUAACCCGUUUGAUUAUAUGUUUUUAUGGCUAGCAUUAAUUGUUCUGCAUUAAUAAAGCCAAUUAUCAUAAAAUACUGUAGAGCCUA